Messenger RNA from Triticum aestivum (bread wheat), 2040 nucleotides. RefSeq names its product laccase-22. NCBI's taxonomy places the organism in Eukaryota, Viridiplantae, Streptophyta, Magnoliopsida, Poales, Poaceae. The transcript is spliced from 6 exons. Bases 79 to 1770 code for a protein of 563 amino acids. Gene Ontology annotation, biological process: lignin catabolic process. The record is from RefSeq and is a predicted model, not a curated record. Gene Ontology annotation, molecular function: copper ion binding; hydroquinone:oxygen oxidoreductase activity. Gene Ontology annotation, cellular component: apoplast.
CUGCACUGUCUCGACUCACAGGCAUCGUCGUUCGUCCUUGUCUCCUCCGAUCAGGUAGCUCUGCCAGUGCCAGGCAGCAUGGCCAUGCCUCGCCGUCUUGAUCAGCUGCUCCUCCCCCUCAUGGCCAGCUGCUUCCUGCUUCAGGCUCUCAGCGUCCAUGCCAUCACCCGACACUACAAGUUCAAUGUGGUUAUGAGGAACAUGACACGGCUUUGCUCAACCAAGUCCAUCCUCACUGUUAAUGGCAAGUUCCCGGGGCCGACCCUCUAUGCAAGGGAAGGCGAUAAUGUUCUUGUCAAGGUCGUCAACCAUGCAUCUCACAACGUUACCAUCCACUGGCAUGGGGUAAGGCAAAUCCGGACUGGGUGGUACGAUGGACCAGCCUACAUUACACAGUGCCCAAUCCAGCCAGGGAGCAGCUUUCUGUAUAAUUUCACCGUUACUGGCCAACGUGGUACACUCCUAUGGCAUGCCCAUAUCAACUGGCUGCGGGCUACCGUCCAUGGUGCUAUUGUCAUACUACCCAAGCUUGGAGUACCCUACCCCUUCCCUGCUCCUCACAAGGAGGCAGUUGUUGUCCUAGGUGAAUGGUGGAAAGCUGAUACAGAGACUGUAAUCAACCAGGCCAUGCAACUAGGAGUAGGACCCAAUAUUUCUGAUUCCCACACCAUCAACGGCCACCCUGGUCCGAUGUCUGAUUGUGCCUCCUCCCAAGAUGGAUUCAAUCUCGAUGUCGAAAAUGACAAGACAUACAUGCUCCGGAUCAUCAACGCUGGUCUGAAUGACGACCUAUUCUUCAAGAUUGCCGGGCACGGACUAACUGUGGUUGAGGUUGAUGCAGUCUAUACCAAGCCAUAUAAAACCGAUAUCCUGCUCAUCACUCCAGGCCAGACUACAAACGUCCUCGUCACUGCUGACCAAAGUGCUGGCCGUUACCUUCUCUCAGUCUCUCCCUUCCUGGAUGCUCCACUACAAGUUGACAACAAAACAGGCACUGCUACCUUGCACUAUGCUAACACUGUCUCUGCCACAGCACGCCUCACUCUCGUCAAGCCACCACCACAGAAUGCCACCCCUAUUGCAUCAAAAUUCUCUGAGUCGCUCCGAAGCCUCAACUCCAAGGAGUACCCAGCCAAUGUGCCACAGACAGUAGACCACUCGCUUUUCUUUACCAUUGGUGUGGGUGUCAAUCCAUGCGCAAACUGCAUUAACGGGACCAGAGUGGUGGGCACAAUCAACAAUUCGACAUUCGUUAUGCCAUCCACCCCAAUUCUCCAAGCCCGUUACUACAGCAUUCCAGGGGUCUUCACCGAAGACUUCCCAGCAACACCACCACACAAGUUCAACUACACAGGAAGUGGCCCCAAAAACCUUCAAACCAUGAAAGGAACCAGGGUUUAUAGGCUGCCAUAUAAUGCUUCAGUGCAGGUCAUACUCCAGGAUACAGGGAUCAUAUCAACAGAAAGCCACCCGAUCCAUCUGCAUGGAUUUAACUUUUUUGUCGUUGGGAGGGGUGUUGGUAAUUACAACCCCCAAACCUCCCCUUCCACAUUUAACCUCAUCGACCCCGUUGAGAGAAACACCAUUGGAGUUCCUACUGGAGGCUGGACAGUAAUCAGGUUCAGGGCAGACAACCCAGGUGUGUGGUUUAUGCAUUGCCAUUUCGAGGUGCACACGUCAUGGGGACUCAAGAUGGUCUUUGUGGUGGACAAUGGGAAAAGACCUAGCGAGACUCUAAUUCCACCACCCAAAGAUCUUCCCCAGUGCUGAUUACAAGAAGAGUAACCGGAUUCAGUCCAACUAUGAAAAACAGAUGCUGAAACUUCAACAGUGGUGAUUUACUCAGUGUGCUUUUGCUUGACUCCUUUGGUCACACAUUUUCCUUUCUCUCCUUUUGAUUUGUUUGCUUGAUUGCCAAGAUAGUGUAUACAGGAGCAAAAGACAUCAAAGCCUGAAAUUAGCUUUUGCUGUCCUAUUAACAUUUUCCCUUUUUUGGAAUAAAUGGAAUUGCAUGUGUUCGCAUGCACAUGAAUUUGGGAA